Molecule: messenger RNA, 354 nt
Organism: Dovyalis caffra
Lineage: Eukaryota; Viridiplantae; Streptophyta; Magnoliopsida; Malpighiales; Salicaceae
Source: the annotation of a GenBank genome assembly
AUGGAAGCGUUACAAAAUCUAAAAGGAGUAUAUUCUGUGGUCCUAGAUGCAGAGCAAGGGACAGUGAAGGUCAAUGGAAAAGUAGAUCCCACUAUAAUUUUGAAUGUAUUUGAUAAAUAUGGCAAACAUGGAGAGGUCUCAUCUGUUAGGUUUGAUGAGCAACAAUGGUGUGGGAGAAAUCAGUAUCUAAUGCCACUGCCACCCCCUCUGCUAGGGCCAAUGCCACAGCCUCCUCGGCCUCUAUCACUACAGCAGCAGCAGAAGCCGCCACCUCCUCUUCCACCCGUUAUUAAACCUCCAUCAGCACCACCAGCACCCUCUCCACUUCACUCAAAAUGUUGCACCAUAAUGUGA